AUGCCUUCAUUCCUUUUCGCCUCAUCGAUUGACGAUCUGUUCCAGUCAUGGAAGAAACGUUAUGGUGGCGUUUUUACUGUUUGGAUCGGACCUAUACCAUUAGUGAUGGUCGGAGACUUACCAUCGAUAAAGAAGUAUUUCAUACAGAACGCCGAAAUCUUCAGUAAUCGAUGGCGGAAUCACGUUACUGAUACUUUUAUGGGUGGAGCCAACGGUGUCGUUCAGAUAGACGGUCCAAAAUGGCGUGAGCAGCGUCGAUUUUCAUUACAUGUGCUUCGUGAUUUUGGUGUAGGACGAGCUCAAAUGGAAAGUAAAAUUAUGGAAGAGGUAAAUGCAUUCGCUACUUUUCUACAAGAAAAUCAAGGACGAGUAACUAUCAAUAGUGCCAUUGCUGUUUGCGUCGGUAAUAUCAUCAACAACAUGCUGUUUGGUGUUCGUUUUCCACAGGGAUCUCAUGAGAUGCACCAUCUCCACGGCUUACUCGAUCAGCAGUCUCGUUUGGUCAUCAAUCCUAUCAUGGGUUUGUACAUAGCUGCACCAUGGACAACUGAGAUACCGCUGUUGAAUACGAAAUGGCUGGAGCUGAUGGGAAUCCGCGAGCAGCUAUGGAACUUCCUUCAGAAGCAGAUUGAUGUGAGUUUUGUGGUGUCGGAAGGAGUUACGCUUUUUACCGUUGGUACUCUUGACGAGCAUCGCGAGAAGUCCGCUUUGAACGACGCCAUCGAGGAUGAUUUCACAUUUACAUACAUGCGUGAGAUGGAGCGACGUCGUCAGAGUGGUGAAGACAUGGGGUACUUCGAUGAUUGGCAAAUGAAAAUGUUGCUGUUGGAUUUAUUCUUUGCUGGAAUGGAAACGACCGUGACCACGUUGAAAUGGGGUUUCCUGCUGGCUGUCCUCCAUCCGAAAGUUCAACGUCGCGUUCAAGAAGAGCUGGAUAACGAAUGUUCUGGAACUACCGUGACGCUAUCCGAUCGACCACGAUUACCGUAUACUCAGGCGACAAUUAAUGAAAUCCAGCGUAUGGCCAACAUCUUGCCGAUAAAUCUGCUUCGUACGGUCAGUGAGGAUGUAACCAUCGACGGCUAUCAUUUCCCUAAGAAUGCCCUCGUGAUACCGCAGAUAUCCAUACUGAUGAACGACGAAAACGUUUUUCCGGAACCGAAAAUGUUCCGGCCGGAACGAUUUCUCACGGACGACGGAAAAUUACGACGAAUAGACGAAUUUCUGCCGUUUUCUGUCGGAAAACGACAAUGUCUCGGUGAAUCGUUGGCCAGAGCCGAGUUGUUUUUGAUUUUCAGUAAUCUGCUGAAACGAUUUGAUUUUCGACCGCCUGAAGCCGAGAGUGGCAGUGGCGGUCUGUCGACGCAGCGAGUUCUUGGUCUUACUGUAUCGCCGCCAAAGUAUGAUUGCCUUGUGCAAUUGCGGAAACGUGAUGAAAAUCACAAUUUAGUCUAA
Messenger RNA from Haemonchus placei, 1455 nucleotides. The record is from the annotation of a GenBank genome assembly. Lineage: Eukaryota; Metazoa; Nematoda; Chromadorea; Rhabditida; Trichostrongylidae.